Molecule: messenger RNA, 1116 nt
Organism: Solanum lycopersicum (tomato)
Lineage: Eukaryota; Viridiplantae; Streptophyta; Magnoliopsida; Solanales; Solanaceae
Source: RefSeq, a predicted model, not a curated record
AUGAAAAUCACGGCUGUUGCAGGGAAAAAUGUGCGAGCUGCCUCGCUGAAAAGCUGUUGGUGCAGCACUGUUCUACCAACUGAUGAAGUUGACGAUGCGGGCUAUGAAAGUUACAAAAUCGAUGGAAUCGUUGUUGGAGAUUCAAUUUCGUUUUCUAAUCUCAAAGCAGCAAUUGCAGCCGAGUUGGAUAUUGAUGUAUCAAGGAAAGAAAUUGAAAUUCUUUACAUUGUAGAAGAAGUUGGAGUUGCAAAUGUUAUAAUCAAUUCAGAUAUUGUUGAUGUGAAGACAGACAAAUGUGAUUGGACUAGGAAGGCGUCGUGCAUGAAAAAAUCUGAUGUAUUCAUUGUUAUAAAUUUCAAUAGUGAACAUACGUGUUCGAUGAGGGAGAGGGUAUUAACCAAAGUCCAAGUAACAGUCAGAUUUUUAAGUGGAGUGACAGCUCCAAAAUUGGUCAAUUAUAAACGAAUUUAUACACCAAGAGAUAUAAUUGAUGAUAUUAGAGAAUAUUAUGGGGUUGAAAUAUUUUACCAGCAAGCAUGGCGUGCUAAAGAACGUGCGCUCUCCAUGAUUAGGGGAAAACCAUCUGCAGGAUAUAGACGGAUGUUGCAAUACAUACACAUGUUAAAAACUGUGUAUCCAGAUUCUUAUAUAAGAAUGCAUAAGACUGAAGAGGAUGAAUUUAUGUAUAUGUUCAUCGCCUUAAGACCAUUAAUUAGGGGAUUUAAAUACUGCAGACCAGUAGUUGUUGUGGAUGGUGCACAUCUGAGUGGAGCUUACAAAGGGAUAUUUGUCUCAGCAACCACACUUGAUGGCGCAGGUUGCAUAUUUCCAUUGGCAUAUGGUGUUGUUGACACCGAAAAUGAUUGUUCGUGGACAUGGUUUUUCGAACAGUUCAAACAUGCAUUUGGCGAUAGAAAAGAUAUGUGUGUUGUUCCAUAUAGAAAUGAGAGUAUUAUGAAGAGUGUUAGGAUUGUGUUCCCCGAUGUAGCUCAUUAUGUAUGCAUCUGGCAUCUUUGGAAGAAUUUAUGUGGAAACUUCAAAAGGAGCAGAAAGGCCAUAAGUGAUCUAUUCUACUCUAUGGCCAAGGCAUAUAGAAAGGAAGAUUUUGAUAAGUAG